CCGUCAGCCGGCCCCGCUGAGCGCAGAGAGACGUGCGGGUCCCCGCGUCGGCCGCUGCGCUGCCCUCUCGGCCUGUCUGCACUGCGGACGCCGUCAUGGGGAAAAGCCGGACGAAGCGCUUCAAACGACCUCAGUUCUCCCCGACGGGCGGCUGUCAGGCCGAAGCGGCGGCGAACGGGACUGCAGACGACGAUGACGACGGGCCGGCCGCGGAGCUGUUGGAGAAGCUCCAGCACCCGAGCGCCGAGGUACGCGAGUGCGCCUGCGCGGGCCUGGCCCGGCUGGUGCAGCAGCGGCCCGCGUUGCCGGGCCUGGCGCGCAGGGAUGCCGUCCGCCGCCUCGGGCCGCUGCUGCUGGAUCCCAGCCUGGCCGUCAGGGAGACGGCGGCCGGAGCGCUGAGAAAUCUCAGUGCUUGUGGAGGUUUUGAAGUUUGUGAUGACAUGGUGACUAAGGACAUCAUGACUCCUCUGGUGGUACUACUGAGAGAGUGCAGUGCUGGACUGGAUUCAAAUGAGAUGUCUCCAGAGAAAAAGGAUCAGAACAGAAACUGUAUCGAGAACAUAGCCAAUGAGGCUGUGAAUGUUCUGUGGAAUAUAUGUGAAUGCAAUAGUAGAGCAGUAUCCAUAUUCAACAAAGAAGGGUGUUUGGAGAGUCUAUUAAAGUACUUACAUAGGUUUCCCAGCAAUGUUGACCUGGCUAUCUCAGUAGCAUACUGUUUGCAGACAGUGACAGAAGACAACCCAGAACUCCUGAAAUCUUUCAGCGCCACAGCAUUGCAUGUACUGGAAUCUGCGUUGCUUUGUCCAGUCAGUUCCAUGGAAUACAUUCUGCUAAAGACACUUAUAGCAGGCACAAUCUGGAACCUAAAGGAUAUCAUUCCAUCUAAGAGUCAGGCAGAAAGCAUUAAUGCCAUACUAAAGAUCUUGUCUGAAGUCUUGGAGGUGGAUGCCGCAGAAACAGUUGUUCAGAUGAAGGAGGCUGAAACCCAGCGGGUGAAGUCUGCUGCAGAGACCGAGGAAGCACUGGAGAAUGCCAAUGGCGGCAAUUUUGUUGAAGAUGAUGAAAUGGAAGAAACUCCUCCUAGAAGAAAAGCCAGAAGAAAAACCUUCAUUUCUGAUUUACUUCCAUCCACAGACAAGGAGCUGAGAGAAGCCACAGCAUUGCUGACAGCUCAGCAGACAGCUCUGGAAGUCAUUGUCAACAUGUGCUGCAGUGAAGAACCCUCUGAUGAUGAGUGGGAAGAGCUUUCUAGCAGUGAUGAAAGUGAUACCUUUAUGGAGAAUUCCUUCAGUGAGUGCAGUGGGCAACUCCUGUCUCCACUCUGUCUGUCUCAUGAGAUUCAUAGUGCCCUCACCAACUGCCUCAUCCCAAAGAAGGUCUUUGAGAAGACUGCCUUUCCAAACCAUGUUGCAGUUGACGUAUGUUCUAGGAACCCUACUUGGAAACAUUUGAUUAGAAAAAUGAACACUAUUCAGUGUAGAGCCCUCGUGUGUCUCCAGAGUCUCGUGUCCCUCCUGGAUGUGGACCAUCUGGGAGGAGCCUCAGCUCUACAGACACUUGCACAGCAUCUGUCACAGCUUCUGUUUUCUCAGCCAGAUUUUGCUAAACAUGUGGAUUUUCUAGAAGCCAUAAGUAGUGCCUUGAGGGCCCUUUUGCAAACAAUGGCCUCCAGGAACAUUCCUCAGUGCAUGACACCCGAGCAGCUGAUGACACUGUGCAAAGCAGGUGUUCAGAGUAACAACGUUGGGGUCAGAGUGAACGUAGUCAGUAUUUUGGGAAUCACUGGCAGCGUUCUUGCCAAAGAAGGUGGUACACUUGAAACACUCAAGACCAUUGGGUGCUUCCUGCUUGACGUCGCCACCAAAGAUGCUUCCCUUGUGGUAGCAGGAGAAGCUUUGGAUGCCCUCUUUGAUGUUUUUGCAGAUGGAGAAGAAGCUGAAAAAGCCUCAGUUCAAAUUAAAUUGUUAUCUGCUCUGAAAGAGUUGCAGCCAGUCUUCCGAAUGAAGAUUAAAAAAGAAGGGAGGGGCAGAUACAGUCCGGAUCAGCUGUGUGUUCUUGACAACGUGAAGAUGAAUUUGAGAAGGUUUGUUGCUUAUCAAGAAACUGUUGAGAAAAGACUGACUUCUUAAAACAUCAAAAGAGAAACAGGAAGCCAGGCAUGGUAGCCCAUAGCCUUUAAUCCCAGCACUUGGGAGGCUGAGGUAGGAUUGUUGUGAGUUCAAGGCCAGCCUGGACAAGAGUGAAACCCUGCCUCAAAACAGAACAAGAGGGCUGGAGAGAUGGCUUAGCUUGUUUACUAAGCCGAGGAACCCAUGUUUACCUUCCAGAUCCUGGGUUAGCCAGAUGCUCAAAGGUGAGGCAAGUGCAAGGUCUCACAUGCCCACUAGAUGGCGCAUGCAUCUGGAGUUCAAUUGUGGUGGCUGAUCGCAAAGUCUCUCUUAAAAAAUAAAUAAAUAAAAAUAGAACAAGAGAGAGAAACAUAAGUCGGAUGAAUGGCCGAGUGCUUCACUAGCAUGCACAAGUCUGUUGAGUUCAUCCUUAGCUCUGCAAGAAAAGAGAGAGAAAAUAGGAAACUUGUUCUUUCCCAGUGUUUAGGUAAUGCUAAAAAUAUUAAGGGUUUCCUUGGAGAAGGUGUUCCCAAAGCUAUUUUUUAAUGGCUACAUCAUGGAUAUUGAAUUCAAGUUCAGAGCUUUCAAGUUCAGAAGCAUGUGUUGAAGUCACGGGAUGACUGUGGCACUUUUGUUGCUCUCUCUCUCUGUGUGUCCAGCAUAUGUUAGGGAAAAAAGAGUGUGAAUGCAGUGCAAUCUCAGGUGGUCCUCUUUUCCUCUUGGUGCUGGGGAUAGAAUCCAGGGUGAUGUGCAUGCUGGGCAAGCACUGUAACAUGAAGCUACCCCUAGCUUCACGUAGUUCAUAACUACUUUGUGCAUAUUUAAAAAAAAAAACAGCUUUCAACCAUCCCUUUAAAUUUUGCAAGAAAGAAACUAAAUCAUUGAACCUUUUUUAUUCAAGCCAGUAUCAUUUUAUAUUGGCUAAAUCUUUAAAUGAAUUAUACAGACAAGCUUUAUAAAAUCAUUUUUAUAUGAAGUACUGUUAUCCAAAUACGAACUUUCUGUGAAGAAGUAAAUGAAUUUGUAAAUCACUCUCAGUAAGAUAGUGAGGUGAUUGCAUCCUGUAUGGGGUUGAUCAGUUAUUGCUGUACAACAUCACUCCUUGACAAUUUAAUGUAAAAUCAGAGUUGGUAGGAAAUAUUUUGAAUAAAUAACUUUUUAAUUAAAA
This is a messenger RNA of Jaculus jaculus (lesser Egyptian jerboa), 3276 nucleotides long. RefSeq names its product HEAT repeat containing 3 (gene Heatr3). The transcript is spliced from 15 exons. The record is from RefSeq and is a predicted model, not a curated record. NCBI's taxonomy places the organism in Eukaryota, Metazoa, Chordata, Mammalia, Rodentia, Dipodidae. Gene Ontology annotation, biological process: protein import into nucleus; ribosomal large subunit biogenesis. The coding region runs from base 96 to 2129 and encodes 677 amino acids.